Melozone crissalis (California towhee) is the source of this 2405-nucleotide messenger RNA. It is a transcript of the gene INTS3, whose product is annotated as integrator complex subunit 3. The annotation marks the transcript as partial. The transcript is spliced from 23 exons. The record is from RefSeq and is a predicted model, not a curated record. Gene Ontology annotation, cellular component: cytoplasm. NCBI's taxonomy places the organism in Eukaryota, Metazoa, Chordata, Aves, Passeriformes, Passerellidae.
CGGGCACCGUCCGCGGCCGCCGCCUCCCGCCGCCCGUCCCGGGCCAUGGAGCUCGCCAAGGGCAAGGCGGGGGCGGCGGCGGCCGGGAAGCUGCUGGUGAGCUCGCUGCUGGACUCCAAGGAUGAGCUGGAGGAGCGCCUGGAGCGCUGUGUUGGCAUCGUCUCCUCCCUGACCAGCGGGCUCUCGGAGCGCGAGGCCAACGACGCCCUCAACGCCCACAUCUGCAAAGGGACCCCCCAGCACGAGGAGAUUUGCCUGGGGCUCUUCACCCUGGUCCUGACAGAGCCGGCCCAGGCCCAGAAGUGUUACCGGGACCUGGCCCUGGUCAGCAGGGAUGGGAUGAACAUCGUCCUCAACAAGAUCAACCACAUCCUGAUGGAGAAGUACCUGAAGCUGCAGGACACCUGCAGGACCCAGCUGCUGUGGCUGCUGCGGGAGCUGGUGAAGAGCGGCGUGCUGGGAGCUGACGGGGUGUGCAUGACCUUCAUGAAACAGAUUGCAGGCGGGGACGUCACUGCCAAGAACAUCUGGCUGGCAGAGAACGUUCUGGAAAUCCUGACAGAGCAAAGGGAGUGGGUGCUGAAGAGCAGCCUGCUGGUGGCCAUGGCCGUGUACACGUACCUGAGGCUGAUCGUGGAUCACCACGGCACGGCCGCGCUGCAGGCGCUGCGCCAGAAGGAGGUGGAGUUCUGCGUGUGCCUGCUGAGGGAAAGGUUCAUGGACUGUUUCAUGAUCGGCCGGGACCUGGUGCGGCUGCUGCAGAACGUGGCUCGGAUCCCCGAGUUUGAGCAGCUCUGGAAGGACAUCCUGCACAACCCGCAGGUGCUCAGCCCCCAGUUCACAGGUGUGCUGCAGCUGCUGCAGUCCAGGACCUCCCGCAAGUUCCUGGCGUGUCGCCUCACCCCUGACAUGGAGACCAAGCUGCUCUUCAUGACCUCGAGGGUGCGCUUUGGGCAGCAGAAGCGUUAUCAGGACUGGUUCCAGCGGCAGUACCUGUCCACCCCUGACAGCCAGUCCCUGCGCUGUGACCUGAUCCGCUACAUCUGCGGCGUGGUGCACCCGUCCAACGAGGUGCUGAGCUCGGACAUCCUGCCCCGCUGGGCCAUCAUCGGCUGGCUGCUCACCACCUGCACGUCCAACGUGGCCGCCUCCAACGCCAAGCUGGCUCUGUUCUACGAUUGGCUCUUCUUCAACCCCGAGAAGGACAGCAUCAUGAACAUCGAACCUGCCAUCCUGGUCAUGCACCACUCCAUGAAACCCCACCCGGCCAUCACGGCCACGCUGCUGGACUUCAUGUGCAGGAUCAUUCCCAACUUUUACCCCCCUCUGGAGGCGCACGUCCGCCAGGGCGUCUUCAACUCCCUCACGCACAUCGUGGAGAAGCGAGUCCUGGCGCACCUGGCCCCGCUCUUUGACAACCCCAAACUGGACAAGGAGCUCCGGGCGAUGCUCCGGGAGAAAUUUCCGGAAUUCUGCAGCUCCCCCUCGCCCCCCAUGGAAGUGAAAAUCGAGGAGCCCGUUGCCAUGGAGAUGGAGAAUCACCUGGAGAAGGAUGACGGUUGCUAUGACAACGCCGAGGCCGCCUUCAGUGACGACGAGGAGGAGCUGAGCAGCAAAGGGGGCAAGAAGAGGGAGUUCCGGUUCCAUCCCAUCAAGGAAUCCAUCGUGGAGGAGCCCGUGGACAUCACCCCGUUCCUGGAGCAGCUGGACGAGUCCCUGAGGGACAAAGUGCUGCAGCUGCAGAAGGGCAGUGACACGGAGGCGCAGUGCGAGGUCAUGCAGGAGAUCGUGGAUCAGGUGCUGGAGGAGGAUUUUGACUCGGAGCAGCUCUCGGUGCUCGCCUCGUGCCUGCAGGAGCUCUUCAAGGCCCAUUUCCGUGGGGAGGUGCUGCCGGAGGAGAUCACGGAGGAGUCCCUGGAGGAGUCCGUGGGGAAGCCCCUGUACCUGAUAUUCCGGAACCUGUGCCAGAUGCAGGAGGACAACAGCGGCUUCUCGCUGCUGCUGGACCUGCUCUCGGAGCUCUACCAGAAGCAGCCCAAGAUCGGAUACCACCUGCUCUACUACCUGAGGGCCAGCAAGGCGGCGCUGGGCAGGAUGGCGCUCUACGAGUCCUUUGCCCAGGCCACGCAGCUGGGCGAGCUGCACACGUGCCUCAUGAUGGACAUGAAGGCGUGCCAGGAGGACGACGUGCGCCUGCUCUGCUUCCUCACGCCCUCCAUCUACACCGAGUUCCCAGAUGAGACCCUGAGGAGCGGGGAGCUGCUGAACAUGAUCGUGGCUGUCAUCGACUCCUUCCAGCUCCAGGAGCUCGUGUGCCACGUGAUGAUGGGAAACCUCGUCAUGUUCCGCAAGGAUUCCGUGCUGAACAUCCUCAGUGAGUGGGGUGGGAUGGAAUGGGAAUUGGG